Messenger RNA from Penicillium roqueforti, 531 nucleotides. RefSeq lists its product as uncharacterized. The transcript is spliced from 3 exons. The coding region runs from base 1 to 531 and encodes 176 amino acids. Lineage: Eukaryota; Fungi; Ascomycota; Eurotiomycetes; Eurotiales; Aspergillaceae. The record is from RefSeq and is a predicted model, not a curated record.
AUGGAUCUUUACCAAUCAAGCACGGUAUCUCGAAAGUUGUGGGACCGUGCAGACACCUAUUUCCUCAACACAUACGGAUUCCGCAUCUCUGAAAUCGUCAUCAAAAAUCCUAAAAGUCUCACCGUUCGCUUUGGUGGUAUUCUCGGACGCAAACUGCGGUAUAAUUACAGGGCACUUCGGUACCUAGCGCCCAAAAGUCCCGGAGAGUCGAAGUUGAAAGCAGCACAAAUAUUCCCGGAAAUAGACCAUAAUACAACGUCUUAUACAUUCAGAUCAGAUCAACAAUACGUCUGCGCUGGCGAUGUCCGCGCUCUCCUUUGUCUCACCAAACUUCUAGACUCGCUGUUCCGACAACCCCCAACAUUCAAGAUCGGUCACGACAAAUCAUCACUCCUUAAAGGCGUCCAACAAGCCGUGGCCCAAAUUCUACCAUCUAUUCCGAAAUCUCCCCUCAGUGCCGAGGAUCUUCCCCGUGGCAAAGCUACCAACCCUUUUGCUGGAAUAGACGUUCCUUCCAUUCCAGUUUCAUGA